UGCCUAGUGAUUUGAUGCUGAAACGCAGGAUCAAUUGGAGCAGUCAGUUGAUUAUUACUGUCAUUUAAAUUGCGAAACAUUAAAAAAAUGUCGAUUAAUUAUCGUUAUCAUCAAUGGUUGUUAGAAUGCAAUAGCAUUAUCAAUCAUGAAUAUAACGAACAAAGAAAAGUUGAAUUAAUUGCAGCGAUACCAGCAAUAGUCAAUAUAAUAAAUGCAAACAAUAAAAGGAAGAGGAAAUCUGGGUGUCAAAAAUAUUUGCCGAAAGGCAGAGACACGGAUUGUAUCAUGCAACAUUGCCCAAUGUAAGGCUGGAAGAUCUGCAUUUUAGAAAUUUUACAAGAAUGACUAUGAUACAAUUGGAAGAUUUGUUGUUAAUAGUAGGACAUGAUUUAAAGAAACUUUAUGUUGUGCGUGAACCUAUAAAUGAAGAGCAACGUUUAUUAGUUACUUUAAGAUAUCUCGCCUCAGGAGACAGUAUGACAUCUUUGUCAUAUCAAUUUUUAAUAUCUGCAAGUAGUAUUUCAAAUAUUAUACGUGAAACAUGUUCUGUCUUAUGGGAGCGUUUAUAUCCUAUUAUACUUGCACAAUGUGACACAAAUGACUGGAAAAAAAUUGCAAAUGACUUUGAUAAUAAAUGGCAGUUCCCUCAUUGUAUUGGUGCAAUUGAUGGAAAACACGUCAUUAUUCAAUGUCCUGACAACGCAGGAUCAGAAUAUUAUAAUUAUAAAGGCAGUCACAGCAUUAUUUUACUCGCAAUAAGUGAUGCAAAUUACAUCAUACGCUGUGUGGACAUUGAUGCUCCUGGAAGACAGGGUGAUGCAGGCGUUUUUAAAAAUAGUGCUAUGGGCUUAUUAUUAGAAAGAAAAGAAUUAAAUAUUCCACCUCCUGAAGCACUAUAUGACAAUGGUCCAAUUUUGCCAUAUGUAUUGGUAGGAGACGAGGCAUUUCCUUUAACAGAAUAUAUGAUGCGACCAUAUCCAGGAAGAAAUGGAAUGACAUUAGAGAAACGGAUAUACAAUUAUCGUUUAUCUCGAGCUCGUCGAACAGUCGAAAAUGUGUUCGGUAUCUUAGCUAAUCAAUGGCGCCUGCUAAGACGACCAAUUAUAGCGAACAUUUCAAAUGCAAUAAAAAUGGUUCAAGCAAUAAUUUGUCUUCAUAAUUGGUUGAGAAAGCGUGAUGUUGAGCGAGAAACGUAUAUAACACAAAAUCUUGCAGAUCGAUCUGUAGUAGACGGAGACAUUGAAGAUGGCUCUUGGAGAAACAAUGUUAACGAUUAUCAAGGAUUUAUGGAUAUAAGAUGUACUCAAGCGAGAGCAUAUUCGUUACGCGCAGCUCACAUUCGAGAAGAAUUUUGCAGAUAUUUCAAUGAAGAAGGAGAAGUAGGUUGGCAAAACAUUCAAAUAUACAAAUGAAGCAAAUGUAAAUGUAUUAUAUAAUGUAUUAUAUCAUUUGUACUUUUGAAUCAGCCUAAAGGUAAUAUUGCGGUAACUGAUGUUAUUAUGCUAAAGAGAAACACACAAUGCUUCGUAAAUAUAAUAAAUAUUAGAAAUCAAUGUUAUACAAAAAUAACACGUUA
Molecule: messenger RNA, 1576 nt
Organism: Nylanderia fulva
Lineage: Eukaryota; Metazoa; Arthropoda; Insecta; Hymenoptera; Formicidae
Source: RefSeq, a predicted model, not a curated record